GCUCCUAAUCCAAUUUCAAACCUGAAUUUGGUCCCAACAAAUGUCUCCCUCAAUGCCACCUGGGACCCUCCUGUGGGUGAUUAUUCAUCGUUCAAGAUUGUGCUCCAGCUGGAUGGCCAAACUCUUAAUACAACAACCAGCCAAACACCUCGGAUGUACUUUCACAACCUGAUGGCUGCAGUCAAAUACACAGUCACUGUCUACAGCGUUGGUGGAAAUCUCAGCAGCACCCCAGUGACUCUCUCCAAGUUCACCCUACCUAACAAAGUCGAAAUCCUCAACGUCACAAUGGUGACAGAAACCUCUGUCUCCCUGAGCUGGGACAAACCAGCUGGGGGAACGGUUUCCUAUAUUAUUAAUGUCCAGGGAGAGAAGAAUCAGAGCAUUCAGACCAAUCUAAUAAGUUACACAGUCAACAGUUUGAUACCUGGAAACCUUUACACAUUCACUGUCACCUCAGAGGUUGAGGACAAGUCCCAACGGAGUGAAGGAUUCAACAUCAUGAAAUACACCAAGCCCUCCAAAGUGUCCAACCUGCGGGUGUCUAAUAUUACCACCACCUCGCUACAGCUUACAUGGGCACCACCUACAGGAAACGCCACAAGUUACAGAGUGAAGGCUGUGAAUGACAGUAAUCAUAUGUUUGAUAAUUGCACGGUGAAGCAAACAAAUGUGACAGUAACAAAGCUGCCAGCAGGCACCAAGAUAACCCUCAGUGUGGCAGCACUGGUCAAUGACACGGAGGAAGGAGACUAUGUGACCACCGUCAACUACACUGUACCUAACAAAGUCGAAAUCCUCAACGUCAAAAUGGUGACAGAAACCUCUGUCUCCCUGAGCUGGGACAAACCAGCUGGGGGAACGGUUUCCUAUAUUAUUAAUGUCCAGGGAGAGAAGAAUCAGAACAUUCAGACCAAUCUAACAAGUUACACAGUCAACAGUUUGAUACCUGGAAACCUUUACACAUUCACUGUCACCUCAGAGGUUGAGGACAAGUCCCAACGGAGUGAAGGAUUCAACAUCAUGAAAUACACCA
This is a messenger RNA of Micropterus dolomieu (smallmouth bass), 1036 nucleotides long. RefSeq names its product receptor-type tyrosine-protein phosphatase eta. Gene Ontology annotation, molecular function: protein binding. The annotation marks the transcript as partial. The record is from RefSeq and is a predicted model, not a curated record. The transcript is spliced from 5 exons. NCBI's taxonomy places the organism in Eukaryota, Metazoa, Chordata, Actinopteri, Centrarchiformes, Centrarchidae.